Molecule: messenger RNA, 1715 nt
Organism: Amoebophrya sp. A120
Lineage: Eukaryota; Dinophyceae; Syndiniales; Amoebophryaceae
Source: the annotation of a GenBank genome assembly
AUGAUGUCCCCCCGCGGCAUGUCGGACCUCUCCGGUCUGGAGGCUUAUUACGUGACGAAGACCGCGGAGCUCGAGGCGGAGGUCCGCGAAAAGGAAGCGACGACCAAGCGACUCGAGGCGCAGCGGAACGAGCUGAACGCGAAGGUGCGACUGCUCAAGGAGGAACUGUCUCUACUCCUGGAGUCCGGGUCGCAGGUCGGCGAGGUGGCGCGAACGAUGGGGAAGAAGAAGGUGCUGGUCAAGGUGGGACAGGAGGGAAAAUACGUGGUGGAUGUGGACGAGAAGAACGUGGAUAUCACAAAAUUGAAGCCCAACAUCCGCGUGUGCCUCAAGUCCGACACCUACGUGUUGCACCGCAUCCUGCCCUCCAAGGUGGACCCGCUGGUCAGUCUGAUGAAGGUCGAAAAGGUGCCUGACAGCACCUACGAGAUGGUGGGCGGGCUCGACAAGCAGGUGAAGGAAAUCAAGGAGGUCAUCGAGCUUCCUAUCAAGCACCCGGAACUCUUCGAGUCGCUGGGGAUCCCGCAGCCCAAGGGUGUGCUGCUGUACGGCCCGCCGGGGACCGGAAAAACGCUGCUCGCGCGCGCCGUGGCGCACCACACGUCCUGCUGCUUCAUCCGAGUAUCGGGGUCCGAGCUCGUGCAAAAGUAUAUAUCGGAAUUAGGGCUUUGCACUGUAGAGGUUGAUACGAUUGUGUGGUUAAUAAGGGGAGACACGAUACAUCCGUGCCCGUAUAAUCUGAAUUGCGCUUGAAAUUUUUUUCGAAAUCGACUUACCAGGUACAUCGGAGAGGGGAGUCGAAUGGUGCGCGAACUGUUCGUGAUGGCACGAGAGAACGCACCAGCGAUCAUUUUUAUGGACGAAAUCGACAGUAUCGGCAGUCAGCGAAGUGAGGACAGCGGCGGCGACUCCGAGGUGCAGCGAACCAUGUUGGAGCUGCUGAACCAACUGGAUGGGUUUGAGGGAAAAUCAAACAUUAAGGUAGUCAUGGCGACCAACAGAAUCGACAUCCUGGACGAGGCUCUGCUCCGGCCCGGCCGAAUCGACAGAAAAGUACGAUUCUUUGCAUCAUGCAUUUUCAUGUUUUAAGACUGAAGCUUGUGCGGCUGAUGUGCCACUUUAGUUGAGUAAACAUCAAACGCCCACAUUUCCCCGCACCACAGCGAUUUUGAAAUGCUUCUUCACUAUAUCAGGUCGAAUUUCCGCACCCGAACGAGGAAGCCCGAUUGGACAUUUUGAAGAUCCAUUCGCGAAAAAUGAACCUGAUGCGGGGUAUCGACUUGCGAAAAAUAGCAAGGCAAAUGAACGGGACGAAUGGCGCUGAGGGAAAAGCAGUCUGCACCGAGGCCGGGAUGUUCGCCCUGCGCGAGAGACGGGUGCACGUUACCCAGGACGAUUUGCAGAUGGCAGUAUCGAAGGUCAUGAAGAAGGACGCAGACGCAAAUAUGUCGAUGAACAUGCUUACGCGAUAGAGAACGCAGGCGAAUGCGUGCUGCAGCAUGCCGCUACAACCUGACCGAAGUCCUCAAUCAUACCGAUCAUCUCUUGUGUAGCACAGCCCAUAACAGUAACAGAACCUCUUGAUGAUAAUGUAUCGACUUGUGUCCAACACCCCGUGCGCCACCCGCUGAGCGACUCACGGUUCGCUAAGAGUUUUUGAAAAAACGAAGGCGCUGUUGCCGAUGCGUAGUAUCGACAGUUGGGGAGUUCUUCAU